AUGAGCAGCCUGGAUGAAGUUCCCUUCAAGGUCCCCAUGGGGUCUCUGGAGGGGAUUGUGGAGGAGGUGGAGCCUGUCACUGCGCCAGAGCUGUGCUUACCCGACUACCCUCAGAUACUGUGGGAGACAGAGUACGACUUCAGCGUUGAGAAAUGGGUGUUGAGGGGACUACAGAGGAGGUAUCCCAGCGCUCCACGAAUCCAUCUGCCUCGCUCCCCCUCAGAGGUAGUGGCCUCCUGUCCCCCAUUCUGGCUGAUGUUCAGCAGCCCCCAGGAGAGCCGGCUGGCCAGAUGCCGCAGCAGUGACGUCUGGGAGCCCACCCUCCGCCAGAGGAGCCACAGCCUGAACGCCGCAGACCUGCGCUACCUGCACCCGCGGGUCAAGUUCAUCAUCUCCGACUCGGAAGGGGACGAAGGCUACUCCGAGGAUGACGAGGGCUCGUCCACUGAGGAGGACGCAUCGGCCGCGCAUCAGGACGCCGAGCGGCCGCCCGGCUCUGCGCUCAGGCGGCAGAGCCCCGGCUUCAAAGAGCCGGGGCCUUCCUCCCGCAAGCUGAAUCCCACGUCCCGGCGCAGCUCGCGGAAGGGCUCCUCGCCCUCCCUCCACGAAUUCCGCCAGGGCUCGCUGGACAGGCCCCGGACCAGCAGCCCCCAGCGCCAAGGCCACAGGCGUCCAAUGAGGAGGAUGCAGGCACCAUCCCGCUCCAGCCGACAGCAAUCCCUCAGCCCCCAGCCCCCAUCCAAGUCCCCCCCCUUCCACCUGCAGCGCCGCCCUGCCACUGCGGGACACGUCUCCUCCAUCCGGAGCCACAGACCCACCACACCAUCUCCUCGCCCCUACUCCCGCCUGCCAGCCCCUCCCUCGGGCGCCCGUACCCUCAGCUCCCACACAUCCGCCCCGGACUCCUCGGUGGAGCUGCUGUCGGCACUCAGCCAGGAGGAGCAGGAGCUGCUGGAGGCCGUCACUAAGCAGGGCUACCCACUGCGCACCGCCAUCAUCGCCCUACAGAAGACCGGCCGGCAGAGUCCAGAGCAGAUCCUGAGCUACCUGGUGGCGUGCGAUAGGCUGUGUAAGCUCGGCUAUGACUCAGUCCAAGUGGAGGAGGCGCUGGAGAUGUUCCAUAACUGUGAGACCAAGGCUGCUGAAUUUUUGCACCUUUUGGCCCAAUUCAAUGAGAUGGGCUUCCAGCAGAACGCCAUCAAAGAAGUGCUGCUGGUUCACGAGAACCACUGUGAGAGAGCCCUGGAGGAGCUGAUGACACGUGUGGCAUCAUGAAGCAGGAAGUCCAGUCUGCUCCACAAUGAGGACAGGUCACAUUCUCUGAGCGAUUAAUUAAGAUGAUUUGUGCAUAGUAAAUUGCACAUAUUAAAUAUGUUGCAAAGUAAACUAAAACUUAAACUAUAAACUAAAACUAAGCAU
Messenger RNA from Conger conger (European conger), 1419 nucleotides. RefSeq names its product ubiquitin associated protein 1-like b (gene ubap1lb). Lineage: Eukaryota; Metazoa; Chordata; Actinopteri; Anguilliformes; Congridae. Gene Ontology annotation, molecular function: ubiquitin binding. Bases 1 to 1275 code for a protein of 424 amino acids. The transcript is spliced from 5 exons. The record is from RefSeq and is a predicted model, not a curated record. Gene Ontology annotation, cellular component: ESCRT I complex. Gene Ontology annotation, biological process: ubiquitin-dependent protein catabolic process via the multivesicular body sorting pathway.